CGCACCAUGUCCCUAGCCCACUGCACCCUAGCCAAGGAGUGCGCCUUUUGUGUGGUGGCCCACGCCCUCUCGACGGAGAAGCAGGAGGUCAUGGGCCUGCUGUUUGGGCGGUGGGACGGCCCGCAGGCGUUCAUCGAGGAGGCGCAUCCUCUCGCCAGGACGGACAGGCGUGCUGACCGCGUCGAGGUGAAGCCCGAACAGCUCGCGAAGGCGGCCUCGAUCGCGGAGAGCCGAGGGUUGAGGAUUGUGGGCUGGUAUCACUCUCACCCGCACAUCACGGCGGCGCCGUCGCACGUCGACGUGAGGACGCAGCGCGCGUAUCAAGUUCUCGAUGAUCGAUUCGUGGGCAUCAUCGCGGCCUGCUUCCCGGGCGUCGACGGCGCGGCGGCCGCGCGCGGCGCGCCGGCCGUGACGCUUGCUGCCUUCCAGGCGCGCUCGACCUCGGAACCGGGCGCCUUCGCCGCGCCGCUGGCGCUGCCAGCCAGUCCGCCGCCGGCGUACGCGACCGUGGAAGCAACUUCGGUACCGGUGACCACGGAAGCGCACGCGGGCCGCGACGUGCCGCUGUCCAUCGCGUCGGCGGAGACUCCAGGCGCGCUCGCGGCAGCGCUCCGGGGCCUCGCGGCCUUGCAGGACGCUUUACUGGCCGAGGAGGUCGCGGCGCGGCGCGCGGCGGCGCCGGGCGACGAGGACGCGGGCGCCUUUUGCGACGCGGUCUUCCGCAAGGCCGCUACGUUACUACGCGCCGACGCGCUCCAUCCUCUUAUUCACGUCGCCGGCGCGUGGCGCGGUCACGAGCAGCGGCGCCGCGACGCGGCGCUCGCGGAGCGGGACCGGCUGCUCGCGGAGACGUCGGCGUCGGCGUAA
Messenger RNA from Pelagomonas calceolata, 867 nucleotides. The record is from the annotation of a GenBank genome assembly. Lineage: Eukaryota; Pelagophyceae; Pelagomonadales; Pelagomonadaceae.